Acanthosepion pharaonis is the source of this 609-nucleotide messenger RNA. The record is from the annotation of a GenBank genome assembly. NCBI's taxonomy places the organism in Eukaryota, Metazoa, Mollusca, Cephalopoda, Sepiida, Sepiidae.
AUGAUAACCUGUAAUAACCUUCUUUUUUUUUCUUCUUUUCUUCUUCUUUUUACUUUUCUUUUUUUCUUUUCUUUUCUUUUUUCUUUUCUUUUUUCUUUUCUUUUUUCUUUUCUUUUCUUUUUUCUUUUCUUUUUUCUUUUCUUUUCUUUUUUUUCUUUUCUUCUUUUUCUUUUCUUCUUUUUCUUUUCUUUUCUUCUUUUUUUUCUUUUCUUUUUUGGCACACUCUCUGUCGUUUUCUCUCUCUUUCUAUUCUCUUCUCCCUAUUUCCUUUCUCCCUCUCACUCUUUCUCUCUCUCUCUCUCUCUCUCUCUCUCUCUCUCUCUCUUUGUUCUGUUUCUUUCGUCUCUUUCGCCCUCUGUAUGUUUCACCAGCUUUCUUUUAAUCUCUAAAAUUAAUUUUCACUCUCCUUUCUCUCUCUCUCUCUCUCUCUCUCUCUCUCACUCGAUUUCUCCCUAUGACUAUUUCUCUUUCACUUGCUCUCUUUCAAUUUCUCCCAUUUGCUGUCUUUCAUUCUUCUUCUCUUUGUAUCGCCCUGCUACUGUCUCUUUCUCCUCCCCCCUCCCCCUCUCUCUCUCUCUCUCUCUCUCUCUCUCGCAAACUAGAGAUUAA